Dibothriocephalus latus is the source of this 1128-nucleotide messenger RNA. NCBI's taxonomy places the organism in Eukaryota, Metazoa, Platyhelminthes, Cestoda, Diphyllobothriidea, Diphyllobothriidae. The record is from the annotation of a GenBank genome assembly.
CGUAUCCUUUCAGCUAGCCAGGAUGGUAAACUUCGUGUUUAUACGAACAAAGACGAUCCUAAUCCUCUCGAGUAUAUAAUUGGGGAAAAAGUCAAUCACAUCAUCUGUCGCGGGGAACACGUCAUAGUGGCUACAGAGGGCUCUCAUAUUUACUUACAACAAAUUACUGAUGGCCUUCUUGAUGGCGUAGUUACACGCUUUACAGCAGAAGUGAAUCACCUUUCUUUGAACAAAGAUGCGACGAAGUUAGUGGCAUGUAGCAGUGAUUUCACAGUAAAGGUUGUAGAUUUGUCGAGCUCUGACUCUGACAUACGUGAAACAAUCCUCAAAGGCCACAGUGGACCUGUCCUGAGUGUAGAUUUUGAUCCGCUCGACAAUUUUGUUGCAUCCUCCUCCUGCGAUGGAACGUACUUGGCCAUCCCGGUAGAUAAUUUCAUCCGGCUCUAUGAAAGAAAUAACUGGUCAUUUUUACGUGCACUCCGUUGUCCGAACUUGGAUAAACCCGUUCAGGAUUGCCAGUUUUCCCCAGACGGCAAAACCUUGGCUUGUGUCAGUUCUGAUGGCUGGCUUCUUAUGUGGAAUCCGGAAGAUGGUACAAUCCUAAAUAGGUUGCGUGAUUCGGCGUUUGAAAAUAUUUGCAAUAUAAUAUGGCCAGAGCGCUCUACAAUCUACGGUGCCGACCGUUUUGGUACAAUUGGCUUUAUCAAUGUUGGCGAUUUAAAGUCUUCGAAGAAAGCAGGCCAGUCCGCACCAACUACAGAUGAGGCUCUUUCGCCCAACGCCAUUCGAGCCCUAAUGGAAACCGAUGAUGCGGAUGAUUUUGCCGACCUUCUCAAUAUUGCGGCCUCGCAAGCUGAGGAGCAGAAUGCCGCUACGGCAGCCACAGGGGACAAUAUAGACGAUGCGGGCAGUGAUGCUGACGAUAUCGCCAUCUCACGCAUCAAGUCUAGUUACAUGCGACUGGACGAGGAGGAAGAGGAUGCGACGAAUGGCGUCACGGACGAAGUCAGUCAGUCUCAAGCCCCUCUGCCUGCAGCCCCACUAACGGUUACACGUGUUCCCGAAAUCAAGUCAUUUCAACCGGGUGCCAUGCCCACUGGUACGGUCGUUUACUCUUUGUGCACAUAG